UCCUUGGAAUAUCUGAAGUCCAUAUGGCUAUGUAUGAUGAAGAUAUCUUGAAAAAUCCCUUUUAUGUGGCCAUUCAGAAGCGGCGUCCUGAUCUAUGCAGCAAAGUUGCAGAACUCCAUGGUAUUGUGUUAGUUCCAUGCAAAGGAAGCCUUUCAAGCAACAGUCUUUCUACCUGCCAGUUUGAAUCUUAUGUUCUGAAGCCGCUAGAAGAAAAUUUUCAGACCUUAAAUGGAAAGGAGAUCUUCAUACAAGGAAACCUCAUUAUUUUAGGAACUGGUUUUAAUUAUCAUCUCUCAGUACCUGUUCUUUUUGAGGAAACAUUUUACAAUGAAAAAGAAGAAAGCUUUAGUAUAUUGUGCAUAGCUCAUCCAUUGGAAAAAACAGAAAGCUCAAGUGAGUCUACAGCUUCAUCAAACUCCUAUUCUCUUAAAAAUAUUGAAGAUGUUAGAGAAUUCUUGGGAAGGCACUGUGAGAUAUUUGAUAAAUACAUAGGAUCUUUCUAUAGAACAUUUAAAGAACAUGAAAGGAAAAGCCUCCGCCACUACAUAGAUUCUGUCAAUGCACUUUAUACCAAAUGUCUCCAGCAUCUUUUGAGAGAUUCGCACUUGAAGAUGCUUGCAAAGCAAGAAGAGCAGAUGAAUCUGAUUAAACAAGCAGUUGAAAUGUAUAUCCACCAUGCUAUUUAUGAUCUAGUCUUCAAAUAUGUGGGGACUAUUGAGGCAAGUGAGGAUGCUGCUUUUAACAAAAUCACGAGGAGCCUUCAAGACCUGCAGCAAAAAGACAUCGGAGUGAAGCCUGAGUUCAGUUUUAAUAUACCACGUGCAAAGCGAGAACUGGGUCAGUUGAACAAAUGUACUUCCCCUCAACAGAAGCUACUUUGUCUACGAAAAGUGGUACAAAUUAUUAUGCAAUCUCCUAGCCAAAGAGUUAACAUGGAAACCAUGUGUGCAGAUGAUCUUCUUUCUGCUUUGCUGUAUUUACUUGUAAAAACAGAAAUCCCAAACUGGAUGGCCAACUUGAGUUACAUAAAGAACUUCAGGCUUUGCAGUUCAGUGAAGGAUGAAUUGGGAUACUGUCUAACCUCAGUUGAGGCUGCAAUAGAAUACAUACGACAAGGCAACCUCUCUGACAGAUCAACAGAAUCUGAGAGGCUGUGUGACAAGUUGCUUUUAAGACAAAGGAUGAACUUGUUGUCUCAGAUGACUGCUACUCCAAUAGACUACUUAUUUAAGCAUAUUGCUUCAGGUAAUCAGGAGGAAGUGGAGCGAUUACUAAGUCAAGGUGACAGUGACAAGGACACUGUACAGAAAAUGUGUCAUCCGCUCUGUUACUGUGACAAAUGUGAGAAGCUAGUUUCUGGGAAACUGAAUGAUCCUUCCAUUAUCACUCCAUUUUCCCGAGAUGACCGGGGAUAUACACCACUUCAUAUAGCUGCUAUUUGUGGGCAAACAUCAUUAGUGGAUUUACUAGUAGCCAAAGGAGCCAUUGUCAAUGCUACAGAUUACCAUGGUUCAACUCCACUUCACCUUGCCUGUCAGAAGGGAUAUCAAAAUGUUACACUUCUCUUGUUGCACUAUAAAGCAAGUACUGAUGUUCAGGACAAUAAUGGAAAUACUCCACUUCAUUUAGCCUGCACUUAUGGUCAUGAGGAUUGUGUCAAAGCUUUAGUCUACUAUGAUGUGCAUUCCUGUAGACUAGAUAUUGGUAAUGAAAAGGGAGAUACUCCUCUCCAUAUAGCUGCUCGUUGGGGCUAUCAAGGGAUCAUAGAAGUGCUUUUGCAAAAUGGGGCAAAUCCAGAAAUUCAAAACCGGAUGAAAGAGACUUCCCUACAGUGUGCAUUAAAUUCUAAGAUUUUAUCAUUGAUGGAAUUAAACUAUCUGACGCUUGAAAGAGGACAGAGUGCUUCUGAGUCACCGCUUAGGUCUCCUCAGCGCUCAACAGAAACUUUCAGCAGAGGAUCAUCCGUCUCAAGCCUGUCAUCAGCAUCAACUGAUAUAAGGCAUGAAGAAGUAAAAAAUAGCUAUAAAGAGGUGGAAAAACUCCUAAGAGCAGUUGCUGAUGGAGAUCUGGAAAUGGUACGUUAUCUCUUGGAAUGGAUGGAAGAAGACUUAGAAGAUGAGGACGACACAGUCAGUACAUCAAAACCAGAAUUCUGCCAUCCAUUAUGCCAGUGCUCAAAAUGUGGGCCAGCACAAAAGAAAUUUGCAAGGAUCUCUGCUAAUGGACUGGGAGUAAAUGUUUCAAACCAAGAUGGUUUUACACCAUUGCAUAUGGCUGCACUGCAUGGACACUCUGAACUUGUCUCUCUCUUGUUGAAACACGGAGCCAGUAUCAGUGCCAAGAAUGCAAAACAUGCAGUUCCUCUUCAUCUAGCUUGCCAGAAAGGUCACUUCCAGGUGGUAAAGUGUCUGAUGGAUUACAAUGCUAAACAAAAUAAAAAGGAUAUAUAUGGAAAUACUCCUUUAAUUUAUGCAUGCUUGAAUGGUCAGUAUGAGACUACUGCCUUGUUGUUACAGCACGGAGCUUCUAUUAACCUUUCUAAUGCCAAAGGAAAUACAGCACUGCACGAGGCCGUGAUAGGAAAGAAUGAAGCCCUGGUAGACUUGCUACUUCAGAAUGGUGCAAUGACGCACAUAAGGAACGAAAGGAACUGUACCCCUGCAGACUGUGCUGAGCCGAAUUCAAAUAUCAUUAAGUUGCUGGAAACAGCACCAAGAUAUGUACCUACAUCAGCAGAGAGAGAAAACGAGUGUGAGCAGCAUGCUACUAUCAAGAUAAGAAAAAAAG
Molecule: messenger RNA, 2787 nt
Organism: Fulmarus glacialis (Northern fulmar)
Lineage: Eukaryota; Metazoa; Chordata; Aves; Procellariiformes; Procellariidae
Gene: ANKRD27
Product: ankyrin repeat domain 27 (VPS9 domain)
Exons: 25
Biological process (GO): neuron projection morphogenesis; early endosome to late endosome transport
Cellular component (GO): early endosome; neuron projection; late endosome
Molecular function (GO): guanyl-nucleotide exchange factor activity; SNARE binding
Source: RefSeq, a predicted model, not a curated record